GACAGCAAAGAAAUAGUUAGAAACCUGCAGAGACAGAUAAACAUAUGAUAAUGGAAUAUCUUGACCAUAAGGCACUUUCCCAGAUAAAGUCUACCAUAUGUCUGUUUAUUUGCUUCUUCUUCUCUGUCGGGCAUGGAGAACAACGUGGUCGCAAGAUACUAAAUAAUGUAAGAAGCCUGAUAAAUGACACAUUGGAAAAGCUACCAGAAGACUGUGAUCCUAGCAUUAUAGUUGCUAGAAACAAUACUAGCGUACGGGUAGGCGUAGAUCCAACAGUGAAUCUUACUAUGGCUAUUAUUAUUUUCACGUUUGUGGGAAUUUUUGCUUCUGUUAUUGCUUCUUUAUUUCACAUGGUGCGAAAACAUGUUUACCACGAUGCUGAUAAUUUGGACACCACCUUUGAUGCAGGAGGAAAAGUAUCUAUUGGACUAACAGCUACAACCAUUGUAUCUCAGUGGACUUGGAGUGCAACCUUGCUCCAAUCUUCAACUGUAGCUAGUAAGUAUGGAAUAAGCGGGCCUUAUUGGUAUGCUGCGGGAGCUACUAUACAGGUUGUCUUGUUUGCCAUUUUGUCCAUUCAGCUGAAGACCAGAGCUCCAGGGGCCAAGACAUUCUUACAAGUGAUCAAAGCUCGUUUCGGUAAGAAGACCCACAUCACUUUCUGUGUCUUUGCAUGCUGCACCAACAUCGUAGUGGCUGUUUCUUUGACACUGGCUGGCGUUGCUGUACUUCACAGUCUAAUUAAGGGCCUCAGCAUGGAACUUGCUGUCUUUAUGUUAACUGCUGUUAUAGGUGGCUACACUCUGAUUGGUGGACUUGGAGCUACGUUUUAUGUUUCCUACUUCAACACCACGAUCAUCUUUAUCAUAUUACUCAUGCUGGUUACAGAAGUUUACUAUAACCCUUUGGGCCAUGAAGAUAAUUUGUUUGGAAGCUCCGACAAUAUAUACCGGUACCUAGUCUGUUCCUUAGGUCCAGAAGGAAACGAAGAGAGAAGUUAUUUGACCUUCCACUCCAGCGGGGGUUUUUUCUUCGGGAUUAUCAAUAUCGUAGGUAACUUUGGUACUGUCUUCUGUGAUCAAUCAUACUGGCAGAGCAGCGUGGCAGCCAAACCACUCCAGGGAGUAUGGGGAUUUAUCCUAGGAGGACUCACUUGGUUCGCUAUUCCCUUUUCUUUGGCUACUACAUUGGGUCUUUCAUACCUAGCUCUCAGCAGCGCUCAAGGUGAACCACUGCUGACUCCUGAGGAUGUAGACCGAGGUUUAGUAGUUCCUGUCGUAGCUCAGAACAUCUUGGGCAGCUUUGGGGAAUAUGCCAUGAUCUUCUUAAUUUUGAUGGCUGUUAUGUCUACGGGGUCAGCUGAGGUGAUAGCUGUCGCUUCCGUUAUUAUCUACGAUAUUUAUCAAGCGUACAUACAGCCUUUCAGAGUAAAUGUGAAAGAUGACGAAUGUAUAAUUUGUGGUAAACCUUACCCACCACCUGAUUCAAUCGAUGAAGCAGAUAAAUUUUGUCGAUGUAAAAGCAUGGUAUCAUGUAUCGACUGUCAGCAAGAUACUUCAAAUCGUACUGAGUGCAAGUCCCUAGUGAAACCACAUUUUACAUGUUCUGUUCAUAAAGAGUAUCGUGAAUACCAGGAACAACUAUUGAACUACAAAAACUGGUGUAUCAUGUGGACAACUAUCAUAAUUAACCCUUUAUUCUUGCUGUGUUAUGCUGCUAACUUGAAUCUUUCGUGGAGUUAUCUCUUCACUGGCAUCCUCAUCAGCUCCACGGUGAUUCCCAUCACCCUCUCUGUUCUAUGGUCCAGACUGAACGAGAAGGGGAUGAUUUCGGGUGCCAUAGGAGGGUGUAUCUGUGGUUUGGUGUCUUGGCUUGUAACUGCUUCUACUUUUCCUGGUGGUCUGGGGGACUUUCUGGCCAAUACAGGCAAGGAACUUCCAAUGUUAAUAGGGAACCUGGCAUCUGUUGGAAUGGGUGGAUUGCUCUGCAUUGUUGUUUCCCUAGCAACGUCAGAAUCUCUAUCUAAUGAAGAAAGUGAUCGUAUCUGGGAAAAAACCAGAAACAUUGAUAACCCCUUGAAUCCUUGGACAUACGUUUACCGUGAAGAACUCGAUAUAGAAAUUAAAGAGAAAUACCACGAUCGACCAUCCUUGGAAUCGGUGGUACAAACCUUUAAGACAGCCAGAACCAUUGCAUAUAGCGCAGGUAUACUGCUAGUUAUUUUCUUCAUUGGUGUAUGGCCAGGAGUAAUGGUCGCAGUAAGGAUAUUGGAUUCAAAAGGAUUUCUCGCAUGGACCUCAAUCUCCCGAGGUUGGACCUAUAUAGCUGCAGCUUUCAUCAUCAUUGUCCCAUGUAUACAAGAAAUAGGAACAAUACGAAGGCAGUAUCUUUCGAAUCAAAAGCAAAAUAAAAUCGUGAACAAGUAACAAUGAUAAUAUACUAUAACAUAUUCACAAUUCCUUUCAUGACAUAUAAGGUAUUCCCGUACAGUUGAUUAAUAUUAGUCGUAUAUUAAAUAUUAUUCAUAUCUAUAUAUUAAAUAAGGCAACAGUUGCAGACUUACCCGAUGCCUUUGGUGCGAAAUGCCACAAGGUGG
Messenger RNA from Limulus polyphemus (Atlantic horseshoe crab), 2596 nucleotides. RefSeq names its product urea-proton symporter DUR3-like. Gene Ontology annotation, cellular component: plasma membrane. The coding region runs from base 45 to 2426 and encodes 793 amino acids. Gene Ontology annotation, biological process: urea transmembrane transport. NCBI's taxonomy places the organism in Eukaryota, Metazoa, Arthropoda, Merostomata, Xiphosura, Limulidae. The transcript has 8 exons. The record is from RefSeq and is a predicted model, not a curated record. Gene Ontology annotation, molecular function: urea transmembrane transporter activity.